AUGGAAGCAGUCCGCUACCACGGUCGCGGUGACAUCCGGGUUGAAACACUCGACGAACCUGUCUGCGGCAAGGGGCAAGUAAAGGUCCGACCAGCCUUCGUCGGACUCUGCGGCAGCGACAUCCAUGAAUACAGCGGCGGUCCUGUACUAGUACCCCAAAAUCCCCAUAACAUAACCGGGAGCUCAUGCCCCGUAACGCUCGGCCACGAAUUCAGCGGCAUCGUCGAUGAAGUCGGCGAAGGCGUAACUCAUGUAUCCCCCGGCCAACGAGUAGUCGUACGCCCAACCAUCUUCGACCGAACAUGCACAGCCUGCAAACGUGGCUACGAGUACUGCUGCGAGAAUAUUGGAUUCAUUGGACUUUCGGGUUACGGCGGCGGACUGGCGAAGUACCAUGUCGCGCCUGCAGAACACUUCUACCCGAUUCCGGAUAAUGUCUCGCUUGAGGCUGCGGCGUUGAUUGAGCCGAUGGCCGUUGCUUGGCAUGCUGUUAAUAUGUCGCCGUUUAAGAUGGGGGAUAAUGUUAUGGUGGUAGGGGGUGGGCCGGUUGGGAUCGGCAUUGUGCAGGUGCUGAAGUUACAGGGUGCUAAUAAUAUUAUGGUGUCGGAGUUAUAUGAGAAGCGCAGGAGGUUUGCGGUUGAGUACGGGGCUACGCAUGCCUUUGAUCCUGCGCGGGAGGAUGUGACGCAGAGGGUUAUAGAUGUCACAGAUGGGGUGGGUGCAGAUGUUAUCUUUGAUGCUGCGGGGGUGGAAAAUGCAUUGGAUGGGGCUAUCGGUGCGUGCCGCACGCAUGGUACGAUUGUCAAUGUUGCUGUGUGGGAAAAGAAACCUGCGGUGCGGGUGAACGAUUUGAUGUACAAUGAGGUCAAUUAUACGGGGUCGGCGCUGUAUGAUGAAGGGUCAUUUGAAGCUGUUAUCAAGGCCCUUGGAUAUGGUCAGUUGAAACCGGAAAAGAUGAUUACAUCGAAGAUCAAGUUGAGUGAAACGGUGGAAAGGGGGUUCGAGACCCUGGCUAAUGACCGAGAGGACCACUGCAAGAUCCUGAUCGAUGUGCAGGCAUCAUGA
This is a messenger RNA of Aspergillus alliaceus, 1065 nucleotides long. RefSeq lists its product as uncharacterized. The transcript has 5 exons. Gene Ontology annotation, biological process: butanediol biosynthetic process. Lineage: Eukaryota; Fungi; Ascomycota; Eurotiomycetes; Eurotiales; Aspergillaceae. Gene Ontology annotation, cellular component: cytoplasm. The coding region runs from base 1 to 1065 and encodes 354 amino acids. The record is from RefSeq and is a predicted model, not a curated record. Gene Ontology annotation, molecular function: (R,R)-butanediol dehydrogenase activity; zinc ion binding.